Theobroma umbraticum is the source of this 1940-nucleotide messenger RNA. The record is from RefSeq and is a predicted model, not a curated record. NCBI's taxonomy places the organism in Eukaryota, Viridiplantae, Streptophyta, Magnoliopsida, Malvales, Malvaceae.
AACUUAUUUAAAGAAAAAGGAAAAAGAAAAUAAAAUUGAAAAGCGCGCGCCUACACAAGAAGGAGCCUAGUCUUCAGCCAAGAAGUCACCUUCACACCUUCCCAACGAAGUUCUCAGGGGCUUUGUGUUUUUCUAUUUCUUUUUCAUCAGAAAAGAAAUGGUCUUUUAAGUACCCUUUUGGCCUCUGAUUCCAAAAAUUCUUUCUUUUGAUUUUUGCAAUAGAUUUCUUUGUGGGUUUUUGAUCCUUAGUAGAGAUGGCUGGCCAGGAAAUGAAAGGAAAACGAGCGUCAUUGAUGAUCAUGGUUUUCGUCUUUCAGGUUCUCUCUGCACAUUUACAUGGCUGUUAUGCAGCAACCGGUCAAGGUCAGCCACUAUGGAAGAGGAGUACAGUCCAUCCAGCGGUUGUUAAUGGUUUUGGCUCCUCUGUUUUCCUUCCUGUUUCUGGCAAUGUCUAUCCUCUUGGGUACUAUUCUGUGGAACUUAAGAUAGGCAACCCACCUAAGCCUUUUCAGCUUGAUAUUGAUACUGGCAGCGACCUCACUUGGGUCCAAUGUGAUGCUCCUUGUAGUGGUUGCACUCAGCCUCGUGACCGUCUUUACAAGCCCGCUAGGAACAACUUUCUGCCUUGCAAGGAUCCCAUGUGUGCUGCACUUAACUCUCCAAAAUCAAAUCCAUGCAAGAAUCCAAAUGAAAAAUGUGGCUUUCAAGUUGAAUAUGCUGACCAUGGUUCAGUUCUUGGUGUCAUGGUCUCAGACAACUUUCCCCUGGGCCUUGUCAAUGGCUCCCUUUCUAAUCCCCUUUUGGCCUUUGGAUGUGGAUAUCGUCUACAAAAUCAUGGUCCACAACCUCUUCCUAACACUGCUGGAGUCCUUGGACUUGGCAAAAGUAAAGCAAGCAUCUCAUCACAAUUGAGUGGCAUGGGUAUAACAAAAAAUGUGGUAGGUCAUUGUUUCAGUGGACAAGGGGGAGGGUUUUUGUUCCUUGGAGCUGAUUUCGUCCCUAAAUCAGGAAUGACUUGGACGCCAAUGUUGAAAAAUUCCUUUAAUAAACAUUAUUCUUCUGGUCCAGCAGAACUUCUUUUUGGUGCGAAGCCUACUGGUGUAAAGGGCCUUGAUGUUAUUUUUGACACUGGAGCCACGUACACUUACUUGAGUUCUAAAGUUUACCAAACUGUACUCAAUCUGAUAAGGAAAGAUCUAACCGGAAAGCAACUACGAGAUGUGAAAGAUAACGCUCUGCCAAUCUGCUGGAAAGGUGCAAAACCUUUUAAAUCUGUGCGAGAUGUUAGGAACUAUUUUAACACGCUGGUGCUGAGUUUUCCCGGUGCAAAUAAGCUAGUAUUACCACCUGAAGCUUAUCUCAUUGUCACUGAACGAGGAAAUGUUUGCCUAGGAAUUUUGAGUGGCACUGAAGCUGGACUAGGAAUUACCAAUGUGAUUGGAGGUAAGAGUGUUUUUAGUUUUGCAUAUAGCUUGAUCAGUCAUUUUGCUUCUGAGUUUCUAAUUUGUUCGCCUUUCCUUGCAAUCCAAAUUUUCCUUGUGGGGAUGCUGUACAGACAUUUCAUUGCAAGAUAAACUGGUGAUAUAUGAUAAUGAGAACCAGAGGAUUGGAUGGGCUUCUGCAGAUUGUACUCGCAAGCCUCGAUGAUUAUGAACCUAUUCUCUUGUAUCAUGCAAGAAAAACUAAAUGAAAUGACUGAAUAAAGUAUAAGGCCAAAAAAAUAGCUUCAUUCUUCAACUGAGGGUACGUACUUUUUGUUUAGUUGUAGAAGAAGGCUCAUUACCAUGAUGCUUCUCUUUGAUAAUACACAAGGGUUGAAAAAUGUAAGCGGGUAUCUUAUUGGAACUAUGAUGGAGGCAAUACCAAUGGCUUUUACAAAAGACAUUCACAAUGCCCUUUGAUAUAUCUUACGCUGCAAGUUAGCUUUAGAAAGUUUCAUA